Dermacentor andersoni is the source of this 1874-nucleotide messenger RNA. RefSeq names its product akirin (gene akirin). Gene Ontology annotation, biological process: positive regulation of transcription by RNA polymerase II; positive regulation of innate immune response. The record is from RefSeq and is a predicted model, not a curated record. Gene Ontology annotation, cellular component: nucleus; chromatin. Lineage: Eukaryota; Metazoa; Arthropoda; Arachnida; Ixodida; Ixodidae. Gene Ontology annotation, molecular function: transcription coregulator activity.
UUGGUAGGUCUGUGAUUCCGUAAAACGUAGCCAAUCGCAGCAGACAAAAAACUAAAAAGCAACGGCUGUUGUAAGGUGGCCAUCUUGGGAGUUAGAGGCGGCUUGAACGGUCCAGAAGUCCCAUCACAAGCACGCAGGCAUAGAAAGGAGUCCGCUGAAGUUAGGCUUACUAACUAGGGAUGGCUUGUGCGACUUUAAAGCGAACACACGACUGGGAUCCCCUGCACAGUCCGAACGGCAGAUCGCCGAAAAGACGGAGAUGUAUGCCUCUGUCAGUCUCCCCACCAGCGCCUCCAACAAGGGCGCACCAAAUCAAUCCCUCGCCGUUUGGAGAGGUGCCACCGAAGUUGACUUCAGAGGAGAUAGCAGCCAACAUUCGCGAGGAGAUGCGACGGCUGCAACGGCGCAAGCAGCUCUGCUUCCAGGGGUCUGACCCUGAAUCCCAGCCCACAAGUGGCCUCUUGUCUCCCGUCCGUCGAGACCAGCCUCUGUUCACCUUCCGCCAGGUAGGGCUCAUUUGUGAGCGGAUGAUGAAGGAGCGAGAGAGCCAGAUACGGGAAGAGUAUGACCACGUCCUUUCCACCAAGCUCGCAGAACAAUACGACACAUUUGUUAAAUUUACCUAUGACCAAAUUCAGAAGCGGUAUGAGGGUGCUACACCCAGCUAUUUGUCGUAACACGAUGCUGCACUGUGAAAGAACUCAAGUGGGGGUUCUGUGCUGUAGCUAACCGAGGGCAAGGCAGUAUGAGCCUGGACUCUGCAGGCACCAAUGUCCAUCCAGCCUGCAUGCCACAGUGUUGCCCCUCAUUUGUCAGUUCUUCCAUUCUCUUGUGACUUGCACACAGACUGCUGGUGCGUUCAUUCCCUGACAGAAAGAAGCAAAGGAGACGCCUCAUCUACAAGCCCUUCUGUGUUGGCGAUGCGAAUAAGUGUGUGCUUUCUGCUGUUGCCACCUCGCCAUAGGAGACCUGUGAUGACGUUAAGAGUGCUGAAUGUGACAUUGCAUGUGGUUGGUGGAUGCAAAAGACUGCUUUUGUAUGCCAAGGAGUGAAGUUUAGUCACAUUUUCUAUGUAAAGAGUUAAAAAAGUACAAGUGUGGUGCAUUGCAACGUGUAAUUAUAUGGCUUCAGUUUACUUUGCCCUGAAUGAAUGUCCAUUUUGUGCUUACAUUGUUGCAGUGUGUGUGACGUGAAGCUUCAGCAUGAACAGCUUGCUGGAUAUUGAGGGGUGCACUUAGGUGUGCGAUUGCAGAGAGCUUUACAUGGCUAGGAGGAAAAGUAUUGAAACUGCAGCUCACAGUCACCAAGAGGCGGCUUCAAAAUUAACUUAGUGUACAGAUGUAUAAUAUAUAAUGCACUACAGGGUGUGCAUGCCAAGCUGAUGCAUUAGUUUUGUACCACUGCGUGCAUUUUCUUGCCUUUGCUUUCAAAAUAUUUGACUGGCUCAUGUACAUAGAUUUGCACGGGUUUUGCCACAUUGCUCUUCUCUUGUGUGGCGAUUCACAGAGGUCUUGGAUGGGAUAUGCAGAAUGCCCGAGCAGUGCCUCCCUGGUUGCAUUUUGAAUGCAGUCGGCAGCAAUGUUGCGUGAAAGCUCCUGAACCGUAAAUGCCUGUAACACGUAGCUGUUUGGACAGUUUUGAACAAGCAGUUCAUUCGGCUUUGUAAACACGAGGUCUGUUGCACGCAUUGGUUCUUUACACUUGAGUUGUGCACUUGCUGUAAUGAGGUCAACAUGAAAUCAUCACUGAAGCACUCAAAACCUUGAGUUUGUGCAAUUCAGUUGUUUGCUUUAAUGCUGGAGUAGUCUUUGGCUUUCAUUUGCUCUGCAGAUGUGUAACUUGAUGGCUAUUAGAAUAAAACAUUUGAGAUACAA